AUGGAAUGGCUAUACUUAGAAAAACAGAAGAUAGUCCCUACUGCAGAGCCGAGUCGGGAGGAGAGAUUUAAAGGGCCCGCGCGCCGCCGCCGCCUCGGCCUGGCCGCCGCCGAACCCACCGUCUACCUCAAGGAGCAGUUUCUGGACGGAGACGGGUGGACUGAUCGCUGGACUGAAUCCAAACACAAGUCAGGUUUUGGUAAAUUUGUUCUCAGUUCCGGCAAGUUCUACGGCGACCAGGAAAAGGAUCAAGGGCUGCAGACAAGCCAGGAUGCCCGCUUUUACGCCUCGUCGGCCAGAUUCGGGCCCUUUAGCAACAAGGGCCACACGGUGGUGCGGUUCACAGUCCAACACCAGCAGAACAUCGACUGAGGGGGCGGCUACGGGAAGCCGUUUCCGGAGGGCUCGCACCAGACGGACGCGCGCGGGGACUCGGAGUACAGCAUCCUGUUUGGGCCGGAAAUCCGUGGUCCUGGCACCAGGAAGGUUCCUGUCAUCGUCAACUGCAAGGGCAAGGACGUGCUGAUCGACAGGGACAUGCGUUGCAAGGUUGAUGAAUUCACACACCUGUAUACGCCGAUUGUGCGGCCGGAAAACACCUGUGAGGUGAAGAUCAGCAGCAGCCAGGUGGAGUCAGGCUCCUUGGAGGACGAUCGGGACUUCUUGCCGCCCAAGAAGAUCAAGGAUCCUGAUGCCGCGAAGCCUGAAGACUGGGACGAGCCCGAGCACAUUCCCGACCCUGAGGCUAAAAAGCCAGAGGACCGGGAUGAGGAGAUGGACGGAGAGCGGGAACCACCGGCGAUUCGGAACCCGCAGGACAAGGGCGAGUCAAGCCCCGGCAGCUCGACAACCCGGGUUACAAAGGCACUUGGCUCCACCCGGAGAUCGACAGCCCCGAGUACUCCCCUGAUAGCAACUUCUAUGCCUAUGAAAACUCCGCGGUUCUGGGCUUCGAUCUCUGGCAGGUCAAGUCUGGCACCACUUUUUUUUUUUAAUGUUUUAUUUAUUUCUAGGAGAGAGAGAAGGAGUUUGGAAACGAGACCUGGGGUGUCACGGGGUGUCACGAAGGCGGCGGAAAAGCAGCUGAAGGCCAAGCAGGACGAGGAACAGAGGCUAAAGGAGGAAGAGGAGGAGGCAGAUGCUGCCACUGGCCAGGACAAGGCCGAGCUGUAG
This is a messenger RNA of Hyaena hyaena (striped hyena), 1173 nucleotides long. RefSeq names its product calreticulin-like. Gene Ontology annotation, molecular function: calcium ion binding. Gene Ontology annotation, biological process: protein folding. Gene Ontology annotation, cellular component: endoplasmic reticulum membrane; endoplasmic reticulum. The record is from RefSeq and is a predicted model, not a curated record. NCBI's taxonomy places the organism in Eukaryota, Metazoa, Chordata, Mammalia, Carnivora, Hyaenidae.